This is a messenger RNA of Chara braunii, 6145 nucleotides long. Lineage: Eukaryota; Viridiplantae; Streptophyta; Charophyceae; Charales; Characeae. The record is from the annotation of a GenBank genome assembly.
CGAAGAUAAGUUUAUGAAAACUGGCCCAGUGCAAGUCGAUAGCUGAUAAACCUGAUGGACGGAUGGUCUGUCAGCUUUAACCUUGGCAUUAUCAAUAAUGAUAUGAAAAGGUCCAAUCGUAUUCGUAUGAUGAGUGGCACCACCGCUACGGCGGCAGCAACAGCAGGCGUUCUAGUGUUUAUCCGACAACUGUUUGCUGCCGUUCUAGUGUCUCUACGAAGACAAGAGAAAGUGGGUGCUUACUGCCAAUCAAUCGAAUCACAUUAGUCAUUUCCCAAUCGAUAGUGAUUACUGUGUCUGUCGUUCCAUUGCCCGCAGUCGCCUUGCCAGCCGCCUUGAAGUUCUGUGCUAUGGACUCGUCCAGGAAACGACAAAGAGACGAAGAUGACGAUGAUGGACGGCUUGGGGGAGAUGAAGAUGGUGGCAAGCAUUGGAGCAGUGGGAGGCAUGGGGGGGGAGUGAUCUUGGGGAAGGCAAGAUUGGCCCCUUUGCAGCUUUCGCCUGAGAGUGGGUGCUUGCAGUCAGCGACCCGUUUUCAGGUAAGCAAGGGGGCAGCAGGUAAGACGAGCAACCAGAUAGUGGAGCACUGUGCGCACCUGGAGCUCGCUUCCUUUCUCCGGGCGGAUUGUGGGGAUGGAGUGGGGGAGGCUGAUGGGCAAGGCCGCUCGCCGGCAGCAGCAGCGAUGGGCACGGGCGGCGUGACGAACAUUCUUCCAUCGUCGAGGGUGUCCGGCCCCUGCUCCCCGGGGCUGUGCAGCAGCUCUCGGGGUCAAGUAUCGUCCAACAGCUGCUCGACGUCGGGCGCAAGGGAGAGGGAACGGGAGAUGGAGAGAGCACUAAUCGAUGUGAAUGAAGUCCCGAGGACUGAGGACGACGAUAACCUGCUACAAGGGAGAAAGGGAAGACGUAAGAAAGAGAGCAGAGUGGGGAUUGUCAGGGUGGCGAGAGCAGCGGAGGACGAGGGAGAGGGGGAGGGGGAGGGGGAGGAGGGGGUUGUCCAACUGGAAGGAGACUGCUGUUUCGUAAAGCUGCCUGCAGGAAUGGCACCAGGAGCUGCUCGGGAGAUCGACGAGGAGGAGGGGAGCGCCGCUAGCUCCUCCCCCUGCGAGUCGGAGCUGGUACGUGCACGAGUAGCACGCUCUGGAAUGGCUGAUGAUGGCAGCGGCGGCGAGCCAUGCACUGCCGAUCUGCGGUUGGCAUGUAGCGGAGGGGGGUGUCCGACUGCCACGGUUGGGUGUAGUAAACGGCUCGAGUCCGUCGAGCGAUUGAGGAAACGAGUUGAUAUGGGCUUCAAGAAACUGGAGUCAAGGGAGCACAUCAUCAAUUGCAGUGAUUCCGUACGAGUGAGCUCAGGAGAAGAAGGGGUGUCCGCUGCUGACCCUCCUGCCAAGGUAGGAGCGGGAGCAGCGACCAAGAUGCCAAUGCAGCUGCUUCUGGGUCCUCGGGGUUCAAAGGAAUACACAGAAGAGAACGGAGGAGGUGGGCAAUUUCAGGCUGCGCCCUCGAUCGUUGGCAGGCGGUCCAGCUGCAGGGAGAGCGACGAAGCGGCUGACACUCUUCUCCCCUUUGGAGCUCAGCAGGUAACCACUGGUGGUGGAAGCAUGGUUCGAGCGGCGGAGAUGAGCAGAUGGCCGCAGCACGGUGGCCGCCAGCACCAGGCGUUGGAACAGCCGAUGCUCGCCUUCAGGGAGUCGUCAGAGGGACGGGAUCCAAGCUCGGUGGUGUUACGUCGCCGGCCUGCUCAAUUAGGACUGUUGGAAGUGUUGGGGGGGGGAGUGGGAAGCGAGGAGGACACGCACUGCACGACCACGGAAGGGACGUCCAUCAUGGGGAGGACAGGAGGGGAGGAGGGGACUGCUGGCAGGUCGACCAAGCUGGACGAGAGCGUUUCCGAGGAGGAAGAGCAGCAACGGCUGCAAUGGCCGUCUCUGCUCCAUUUUGGGGGACAAGAAGAGGAAAGUCGGGUCUCGACUAUGCUUCGUGUCGGAGUGGAGCCGGGGACGGAGACGACAAGGAGCUACGACCGAGACGUGCACCAGGAGCAGCACCAGGCGAGGGUUGACAGGCAGGGAGAGCGAUGGGCGGGAUCUCCGCCCUCGGGGAUGCCGUCCUCGUGCUGCACUCGGCGUUCUCGGGAGUCAGGCGGCCAUUGUGGAGUGUCCGGCCGGGAGCACAGCCCCACCUAUGCAUUGUCAGCCGUUGGGCGCCAUGCUUACGGUGGAGGGGACGCUUUGGGAGGAGCAUCCGGUGCUAUCGCCGGUAGCCGAGGUGUUAGAGGUGUGGAGGAUACCUUGAGCGUCUUCCAUGGCUCAGCCUCGCCUACCGUGGCCUGCUUCCAAGUCAGCGACAGGACUGUGGGGGGGGAGGGAAGGGGGAGGGGGAGGGCAACCACCACCACGAGUGAAGACCCGCAACGCUCUUGGAAAGGACCAACCAUGCCAGAAAGACGCGUUCGGAACUCGUCAGACUCUAGGGAUGGUACGCUUGGUGGGGGCGCAGGCCUUCGAUGCGAGCUGGUUACCAGGGACCAAAUCCACACGCCGUCGUCUCUCGUCCGGUCCGCCUCUGCAACAGCCUCCACAUCCGCUGCUGCUCUGCGUGGAGACAUUGCCGUCGGUGGGGGGAUAGAAGGUAGGUCAGAUGCCAAGUGUCCCUCGGAUGGGGGCACAGAGAGCUGGACACGGGGAUGGGGCGUCGAGAACGUGGUCGACAUCGGUAAUGCUCGGCGCUCAGGCAACCUUGCUUGUCACUCCCCUGGAUCUCCGUCGGCUGGCCCUCUUCCGUACGCAAUCGCCUGCUCCCGUCCUCAUGACGCAUGCGCUAAGCGCAGAGGGAUGGGAAGGGAUUCGACGGAAGGAAGUGAAGAGGGGAAAGUCGAAGGCGAUGAGGGGAUCAAGAAAGUUCGCCGGUUGCUGAUUGGGAAGACGAGGGAGGGGCUCGAUUUCGUCUCCUCGCCCGCGAAGACCGAUUGCGAGAGAGUGCGGGAAACGUUCUUCUCGUCGGCGGCUCAAAAUCAUCAUCAUCGUCAUUACCGCCCGGAGGCACAUCUGCAGCUGCUAUGGCUGCAACAGCAGAAGCAGCGUGAGCAGCUUGAGCAUGACCGGGUGCUGAGGGAAAAGUUGGAACACAGCAAUGUCGUGGAGGAGAGGGCCGCAAGGAACAGAGCGUUUCUACAGAUGGACGGGGCACAUCACCAGCACAAUCGCCUACGCCGUUCGUCGGUGCCUUUGGGUAGCAGCGAUGAAGACCGUCACAGGCAUGCUCCGACGGAACGCAACUCCUCCCUGUUUUCUGUUCAAUCUUCGGGCAGGGUUUCCUCGCUUUCCUCCCUUUCUUCUUCUUGUCUCGCUUUUGAUGCGGCAGCAGCGCCCACAGACGGCCCUCCGGGAUUAUCAGCAGUCGAUAGACAUGCCGCUGGCGGCUCUCGACAUCUCCCAUUUGCUGUUCCCUCUCGGUCGAACAUCGAGAGGGGGACGUCGGCGGACUUGCCCGUCAGGGACGACAAAGAGCAUUCGAUCGAACCAGCUGCGACGUGGCCGGGGGCCUUGUCUUCCCCCGUCAACGCUCGCGCGUUGGCCAUCCGUAAUUACGACCUGCCGGGUGCAAUGUCGGUCUCGGCGUCGGCGGGAUUGGGCGGGAUCGAUCUGUUCCGCUCCGCGGGGGCGCACGCGGAGGCAGCUGUUAGCGGCGGAGGGGAAUUCCGCCGUCAAGCACAGUCUUUGACGCCUGUCAAUGUCUCACUAGCGGGGUUGGAUGUUGCAGCUCCAACGGCUGGAUACGAGAGAGAGAUCUCCUGCUCCUGGGCAGUCGGAGCAGGUGGGGGGGGAUUGCAAGCAACUCCGUACCUGGGUAUGCUGCCCUUCCUGACGCGCCAGCAACAGGGUUCAGGCCACCCCAUUCUGGAGGCAUCAUCGGGGUGUCGCGCGGCGUGCUUGCCCUCUCCGAUUAUCUCGUCUAGGCAUGGCCGUUGUAGUGCAAUUCUGUCCUCCGCCGCCAAGUGCUUGUCUAGACGGGUAGGGGGACGGGAUGGGGCGCAGAUGCCAGCAGCUGGCGCAACAGCGUCCGCAGCGGCAGCGGGAGCUUCCCCAUAUGCGCACGGAGCAGGCUUCGGAGCGAUUCCCAUGGGCGAGCUCGUCCGAGGAAGCGAGCUCAGAGGAGUCAAUAGUUCCCCCUCUCGUGUUGGGCGGAACGCGGAGUUCAUGCGCGAGAUGUUCCGCCUACGGGGUACGACGGAUCUGACAGCCAUGUGCAUGCGAUCGAUGGAGCCAUCGACGGCGUGUUCUUCGUCUUGCACGGCUCCUCCCGGCCUUGAGCAGCACCAAGGCCAGCAGCAGCAGUCAAGCGACCAGGGGGGGGUGUCGGCGGCAACAGCCCUCGAAGCUUACAAGUCUUCAAUGGCCAUGCGGAGAGACCUUAUUUUCAGGGUGGACGGGCCGACGGUGCAGCACAAGGUGGGCCCUCUGAACCUCAACUGGACGCCCAAGGAAGCCAUCUACAGGAUUAUAAUCGGUGGGCUAAACCCCGUUCCAAGGAAGGAGUACAGCGAGGUCUAUGGAGCGAUUCCCAAGGUAUGGAUCAACGCACACGGCGCGCACAAGAGCACUCGUCUUCUGCAGACACGGGGGAUCUCAGAAGAGACGCUGCUGGGCGCGUACAAGCAGUGGUUUGGGAAGAAGCAAUGGGGACCGAAGCUGAAGAACCGUCAGGCGGUCUUCUGUAGAGUCAUGGAGAAGGAGAACGGGGUCGCUUUCUCGAUUGGUGGGUGCGCUCUCGUUAGGAGGAGCGUCAGACCAGACGUGCAAUUCUACAAGGACCAGCCCAUUCACUGCGAUGACGAGCCGGGUAUGUCUUGGUUGUGGCUGUGCCGGGUCGAGAAGCUCUUCUCUCACAGGGGAGACGAUGACAGAGUGUACGCUUGGGGAACAGUCCGUUGGUUCCACAGGCACCCGCUGACAUCCGCCGCUGAAGAUUCUUCCGCAGUUAUCAAGGGCAACAAUAACGAGAGCAACAACAACAAUAACUGUAACGCCAACAACAACAACAACAAGAACGUUAACAGCAAAGGUUUUCCUCCUCCUGCGCCUCGUCCUUCCACUUCUUCUCCUCCUUCAUCCACUUCUCCUUGGGCAGGUCGUUCGCAUAGCCAGCACCCUGCACGAGCCCAUCGUUUCUUGGAGUCGACGGAGCAGGCCUCGGACCACGAUGUGCCGCCUGCUCGGUACUUAGAACGAUUUCCCGCAGACGAUAGAUUCGCAUUGUCGAUGAACAGUAGUCGUGGAGCAGAUGAGGUAGCGGAUGUAGAACUAGGAGUAGGAGUAGGAGUAGGGUUAUUAGGGAGGGGGUCGGGCGUAGUAUUAGGAGGAGGAGGAGGUGAUUCGCUCUCUCCGCGACGGAGGAGAAGUGCACGCGACGACGACGACGAGGAGGAGGAGGAGGAGGAGGAGGAGGAAUUCAGUGCGCCGGCGAUUGAGCAUCCUCUCUGUUAUACCUCUUCUCCUCACCAUCGGCGUCAGCAGCAACAGCUUCAGUUACUUACCAACUCCAGCUCCUGCGCGGAAGGGAGAACGAAGAUGGCGGGUAGCCAGACCACCACGACGACCACGACGGGCGGGUCAAGCGCCAGCACGCGGUCCUCUUCCGCGGGAGGGGGGGUGAAGCUUCCGCUGCGCUUGGACGAAGUGGAGGACGCCUGCCCGGUGCCUCUCCAUUUGUUCGUCAAGGACAUGAAACUUGUGCACGACUGCAAGUGCGAGAUGCUCGAGAGAGAGAACGAUAGGUCAUUACAGGAAUGGGCGGAGAAGAAGGGGCAUUGUAAGACGGCCCCAGUGUGUGCAAAACAUGAGUUGCCUGAAGGGUAUUGCGUCUGCCAGAGACGACCUCUCAAGGGGACUGCUCAUGCCGACUGGAACCGAAACUACUGGUGGUAUACUGCAGGGGGACCACCUGCUGUCUCGCCCGUGCAAUACUCCCCCACGCUUGCAUUGUCCGACACGACAAGAUGUGAUCCUGCUCCUCCCCCUCCUCCUCCUCCUCCCACUCUUCGUUCCUCCUCGUCUUCCUCCCAGCAGCAGCACCAGCACGCUAAUCUACCGCUUGGUCUCUAGACGACCGACGAGUACAGCGUGAUCGGUAACCACCCAGUGUA